Leguminivora glycinivorella is the source of this 1706-nucleotide messenger RNA. RefSeq lists its product as uncharacterized. Bases 287 to 1636 code for a protein of 449 amino acids. The record is from RefSeq and is a predicted model, not a curated record. The transcript is spliced from 9 exons. Gene Ontology annotation, molecular function: odorant binding. NCBI's taxonomy places the organism in Eukaryota, Metazoa, Arthropoda, Insecta, Lepidoptera, Tortricidae.
UAAAGUAUAAUAUGGCUGAGUUUAUAGCUGCAAAACCAGUUUUAUAAGCCGUUUUAGUCCAAAUAUAUGUGACAUGUAAGAGAGCCGUCUGCGUCCGCGUCCCGAGCCCGAGACGAGCGCGAUCGCGAUCCCGCGGUGGCGUUGGUGGCGUCAUUCUCGGUGGCGUUGGUGGCGUUAUUCUCGGUGGCGUUGGUGGCGUCAUUCUCGGUGGCGUAGGUGGCGUCAUUCUCGGUGGCAUUGGUGGCGUCAUUCUCGGUGGCAUUGGUGGCUGUUGUGAUUUUGUGACAUGACCUUUUAUACGUACCUUUUUAUGACAAACGUUUUAAUGGUUAUUGUCAUUAGAUAUUGUAAUUCUUUUGACUUAGUAAGAAGGGAAAAUGAAAACGUGCGCAAGAGCGAGUACUACGACAAGGCGAUCCGGCCGGUGCUGCAGGCGUGCGCGCUGGAGUGGGACCGCUGGGGCGUGCGCGCGCUCGACCUGCGCCUCUACUCCAGCAAGCCGCACCUCUACCCGCAGUUCGACAACGACGUCUACGACUGCGUCUGGGGCUGCUUCUUCCUGCGCAUGGGCUGGGUGAGCGUGUGCUGGGCUCGGUGGGGGAGGGGAGUUCGACAACGACAUCUACGACUGCGUCUGGGGCUGCUUCUUCCUGCGCAUGGGCUGGGUGAGCGUGUGCUGGGCUCGGUGGGGGAGGGGAGGUGGGGCGUGCGCGCGCUCGACCUGCGCCUCUACUCCAGCAAGCCGCACCUCUACCCGCAGUUCGACAACGACGUCUACGACUGCGUCUGGGGCUGCUUCUUCCUGCGCAUGGGCUGGUUAGAUGACUUGGAAGGGUGGUUCAACCCGGCCGUGGUGGUAGAAGAGAUGGACAAGUACCUCGAGCACUGGAGGAUCCCGCGAAUCACACUAAUGACCAGCCGGUGCAUCUAUGUGAAUUACCCUCACAGCCCGCUGGACGGCCCCGUGCCGGACUGCGAGCAGGCCCGGCUGCUGAAGGAGUGCCUCAUCAGCGAAGACGUCCAGGACGUGACGGCUCGGAACAAGGCGCAGCUGAUCGACACGCUGGUGAGCUGGCUGCGCGUGUGCGCCGACCUGGAGGGGCUGCCGCUGCACGCCGUGCUGGCGCGCGCCGCCCGCCCGCCGCGCGUCUCCCCGCCGCACGGCGACCCCGCGCCGCCCGCGCUGCAGGGCUGCGUCUGGUGCUGCCUCUUCGUCGACAUGGGCUGGAUGGAUGAUGACCACGGAUUUUUCAUCUUGCCUGUCAUGUCCGAGAUGAUAAGGAUGUAUUACUACAAAACUGACUUAAUACCGCAACUAAUCAAGGAAACUACUGAAUGCGCCGAAGCCGCCAACCGCUUCCACGAGAACCCGGACAUCGACACGCGCCCGCACGGCUGCGACCGCUCGCAGCUCUUCGUCGACUGUCUCGUCAACAACUUCUUCAACAAGCUCAAGUCGCCUUGGUUCACCAAGAAGAAGAUGAUCAUCAGCAUGAGAGCCGACAACUCGAGCUCCAGCCCCGCCCCGCGCCGCCGGGCUCGCUGGCGCCCCCCGCCGCGCGUGCGCCUGCGCGCGAGGCUCGCGCCAGACGACUCCAUCUUUGUCCAGGUGAAGGUGGCGGCGACGCGCACAUGAGCGUUGAGCACGUUUACAAAAAAAAAAAACACAAACUUAGCUGAGAACAAACAAACAUUAAAUAAAUCCC